AUGGAAAAUAUAGAAGAGUUACUUAAAAACGUGAGAUUGUCGCAAUUUGAGAUGGAAAGAGGGGAGGAAGUCGAUAUAACAUGCAUAGUGGACCUGCGUAAUUUCUACAUUAGGCCCGUUAAAUACACUGAAUUUAUUGAAAAAUUUGAAACUAUAAAACCACAAGAAAAACCAACCACUUUGAAUAUCCAAGAUAUGGUAGUAUUCAAUUUGCAACUAUCAGAUUCGGCUGAGAAAUACGUAAGAGGAAAAAUACUUUUUAUUGACGACACGGAUGGUUUGAAAUGUGACAUUUUUACUGUGGAUUACGGAUUUUUCGAAAAAUCCGUACCGCUUAAAUAUAUUUGGAACUGUGAACAAAAAUAUUUAGACAUACCGCAACUUAUUUCUCAUUGUGGACUUGCACGAUACGAUCCCUGUGAUGGUGAAGUGGAAUGGCCACAGGAGGAGAUUAAUGUCUUCAAAUAUUACCUUGGCACCGAAAGCGUACACAUGAGAAUAGUAGAAAACAACAUUGAUAAACUAAUGGUUGAGCUAUAUAAUGAUCAACCUGAAGAUAUUGCUUCUAUGAUGGGUUAUCGCAUACAU
Messenger RNA from Brenthis ino (lesser marbled fritillary), 588 nucleotides. The record is from the annotation of a GenBank genome assembly. Lineage: Eukaryota; Metazoa; Arthropoda; Insecta; Lepidoptera; Nymphalidae.